CAGCUCGGGAAAGGAUUUCUGUGCUUUGAUCUUGAAAAAUUUGGUCAAAUACUUUCGAUUUUACACCCUUUUCGCUAUGGCGUCGCCGCUGACCGACCAGGACAGGAGAAAGCAGAUUAGUGUUAGGGGUAUUGCACAAGUAGGAAAUGUAGCAGCCCUGAAAAACAACUUUAAUCGGCAUCUUCAUUACACACUUGUAAAGGACAGAAAUGUUGCAACCCCCAGAGACUAUUUUUUUGCCCUUGCCCACACUGUCAGGGACCACUUGGUUGGGAGGUGGAUCAGAACCCAGCAGUAUUACUAUGAAAAAGAUCCAAAGCGAGUCUAUUACCUUUCCUUGGAGUUCUACAUGGGGAGAUCCUUGUGUAACACCAUGAUGAAUCUUGGAAUUGAGAAUGCAUGUGAUGAAGCCAUGUAUCAGCUUGGCCUUGAUAUAGAAGAACUAGAAGAUAUUGAAGAAGAUGCUGGCCUUGGUAAUGGUGGUCUUGGGCGGUUGGCAGCUUGUUUCCUUGACUCCAUGGCAACGCUGGGUCUGGCAGCCUACGGGUAUGGCAUCCGUUAUGACUACGGUAUCUUUGCUCAGAGAAUCCGCGAUGGUCACCAGGUUGAAGAGCCUGAUGAGUGGCUGAGAUAUGGUAAUCCAUGGGAGAAGGCACGACCCGAGUACAUGCUGCCAGUCAACUUCUACGGACGCGUUGAAAAGAAUGAGAAGGGAGCAAAAUGGGUCGACACACAGGUUGUUUUUGCUAUGCCAUAUGACAGUCCUAUCCCAGGCUAUGGAAACAAUGCAGUCAACACAAUGAGACUUUGGUCUGCUAAGGCACCAAGUAGUUUUAAUCUUCAAUUCUUCAAUGAUGGCGAGUACAUCCAGGCCGUCUGCGACCGCAACAUGGCCGAGAAUAUAUCGCGUGUGUUAUAUCCCAAUGACAAUUUCUUCGAGGGCAAGGAACUCCGUCUCAAGCAGCAGUACUUCCUUGUUGCUGCAACGCUUCAAGAUAUCGUGCGUCGGUUUAAAUCAUCCAAGUUCGGCUGCAGAGACCCGGUUAGGACUUCGUUUGAAAGCUUCCCUGAGAAGUGUGCCAUUCAGCUGAAUGAUACCCAUCCUUCUCUGGCCAUCCCCGAGCUGAUGAGGAUCUUUGUGGACAUUGAGCAUCUUCCGUGGGACAAAGCCUGGGCUAUUGUAGUGAAGACUUGUGCCUAUACCAACCACACGGUACUACCCGAGGCCUUGGAGAGAUGGCCCGUGUCCUUGCUAAGCAAUCUCUUGCCAAGGCAUCUGGAGAUCAUCUAUGAAAUCAAUUCGAAGUUCCUCGCUGAGGUGCAGAAGAAAUGGCCGAAUGACUGGGACCGCAUGCGUGAUAUGUCGCUGGUGGAGGAGCAUGGCGAGAAGCGUAUCAACAUGGCACAUCUGGCCAUCGUGGGAUGUCACGCUGUCAAUGGUGUCGCAAUGAUUCACUCCAACAUCAUCAAGAAGGACAUCUUCAAGAACUUCUACCAGAUGUGGCCUGAAAAGUUCCAGAACAAGACAAACGGCAUCACUCCGAGGAGAUGGUUGGUGCUUUGUAACCCGAACUUGGCCGAGCUCAUCGCUGAUCAAAUUGGCAAGGAGUUCAUCACAGAGCUGUCUGAGCUGAGGAAACUUGAGCCACUUGUAAAUGAUGAAGGUUUCCUGAGGAAGCUCCAGAAAGUCAAGUACGAUAACAAGUCUAAACUGGCUGAGUACAUCAAGAAAGAAUACAACAUCGACGUCGACCCGACAUCCAUGUACGACAUGCAAGUGAAGAGGAUACACGAGUACAAACGCCAACUUCUGAAUGCAUUGCAUAUCAUCGUCCUCUACAAUCGAAUCAAAGCUAACCCGAACGCUGAGAUGAUUGCUAGGACAGUCAUGAUUGGAGGCAAGGCUGCUCCCGGGUACCACAUGGCCAAGCUGAUCAUCAAACUCAUCAACAGCAUCGGACGCAUCGUUAACACCGACCCGAUCGUGGGUCUGAAGCUGAAAGUGGUCUACCUCGAGAACUACCGCGUAUCUCUAGCUGAGAAGAUCAUUCCAGCUGCUGACCUUAGCGAACAGAUCUCAUUGGCUGGCACUGAAGCAUCUGGGACUGGAAAUAUGAAAUUCAUGCUGAAUGGUUCAUUGACCAUUGGAACCCUUGAUGGUGCUAAUGUAGAGAUGAGAGAAGAGAUGGGUCCGGAUAAUAUCUUCAUCUUCGGCAUGCAGGAAGAGGAGGUCAAUGGAGUCAAGGCGAACUACAAUAACCAGGCCUACGUAGACAGGAACCCUGAGUUGAAGUUGGCUCUGGAGCAGAUCAGAGACAACUUCUUCAGCCCGGAGUGUCCCGGCAGGUUUAACGAUAUCUACAAUUCCCUCAUGUAUCAUGAUAGAUUCUGCCUCUUGGCUGACUUCGAUGAUUACAUCAAGUGCCAGGACCGAGUGAGUGCCACGUAUAAGGACCCAAAGUUGUGGACGCAAAUGGCUCUCAUGAACAUCGCAGCAUCUGGGAAAUUCUCAAGCGACAGAACAAUCGCCGAGUAUGCUAGGGAAAUCUGGGGAGUGGAGCCCACCAAGAUGAAGCUGCCCGCUCCACAUGAGGUACCUGGAGCAGCUCCCAAGGAAUGAAGUGGGAAUAUGACUUGUGCAGAUAGACCAAAUGAAACUCGGUCUUGUUCAUGGUGAAGGAUGAGUAGUCUUCUGUCUAUAUAAUUGGGACAUCAGUUUGACAGAAAUAACACAGCCUACUCUUGACUUGUUAUGAAUGGCUAACUUUCUUAUUGAAGAGUGGUAAAAAAGUGAUUCAAGCCAAAUCACUCUAAAUCCUAUAUUUCAUAGAUUCAACCUGUCUCUUAUACGCUUUCCUGCUUAUGUUUUACGUAUUUGAUUAUGAUUAUAUCCCGGAUGUUUUCUCUAUAUGUCGAGACCUACUGGACUACUUCUUUUGCAUCAUUUCACGUUCUAAAGGUUAUAAAGAAUCUCAAUACUCAUUAAAGGGAGAAUAUAGGCAGGUGCAAAGCUGGCCAGAUUAGGCUAUUCAAAGUCACUGAUUGCUAUUAGGUGACUCUUCUAUCUCACAGUACAUCUACACUAUUCAUGCUUUUGCGAGGAACAGUUUUAUCACCAACUCAAACCAUGCCCUAACUGUCCCUAUUUGUCACCUGGAGAUCGCAAGUGGGAUUCUCCUAGCUCCUGCCUAGCGUCCCCUUUAAUAGAAGAGCUAAAGUGUGUGAAACUUUUGUGGCCAUCCACCAUGAACCAGUCGGUUAAGUUGUUAUAUUGUUGAAACCAGUUCUAAUUUAAAUGACAGGCAGGGGAUGGAAUCUGCAUUUGGCUGCAGUUCCUGUAAAUGGUCUCAUCUGUCUGUGCUGGUUUGUUUGCUUGGAGCAGUGGCACUGACUAGUAUCCUGCAACUGAUGGCGUCUCACCGACCACCAUCCAGGUUGUGUCCCCUGUCUGUUUGAACAUUUGUACAUUAAUGUAAUAAUAAGACUAAUGAUUUCAACACUUAUGCUGAUAGAAUGUUUUUUCUCGUAGAUUUGGUGUGUUUAGUUGUAUAGGUGCCACUUUUUUUUCAUCUUGAGCGCAAGUUGAGCUCAGGGCACAUGUUUUUUCCAUUACUGAGUUACUGUUAGUCUCUAUGUUUGGACUUAUGUAUGUUUUGUAGCAGUUGAGGCCAUUGAAAUGGCAGCAGGUAACUUUUAGAUGUUCUUGUCAAACUUUCAUCGAGUGUUUGCUUACUCACACGGUGCUUCCCCUGUCAGUCAUCCAGGCCUAAGUUGUGAUGUCACAGUGGUAAAAGAAAGCUGUUGCACUUACACAUGGAGAUGCAGUGCAAGCAAUCGGACACAUUCUUUCAGUUUGACAACAACAUCGAUAUUACUAAUUCCUAGUCUUGUAGGUCAAUUCCUUCAGAGAUAUUGCACUAUCAGUGUUGUGAGAUGGACUAUAUCAGCAUAUACAUAUAUGUAAGUUGAACUUUUGAUAGUAUCAGUUACAAAGAGGUUGACUUAUACAUGUAUUUUGAUGUGCUAGUGAAUCUUUAGUUCAGGUCCUAAAAAGCAGUUCAUCUUCAAGUUAUAAGAUGUUUCAGGAGACAUUUUUCACAGGCAUUUUAGGAAUAGACAGUGACUCUGUAACCAUAUAGGGCACAGCUUGUAAGUUUGAACAACAGAAUGUGUGUUUUCUAAGGAGUUUUGAGGGUUUUCAGUGAAUGAUGAACAAUAUGUUAUGUUGAACAAUAUGGACACAUCAUGACCUAUAUGCACAUGUAUGGCACCUGAGGUGCUUUUUUAACCCCGUGCUUCUCAUUGAUGUUGUAUAUAUUUUGCUUGUUUCGAAGUUCUCUCGUCGGUGUAAUCCACAGUGGUCUAAGUGACACUUAAGAUUUCAGGGAUAGUUAUAGCCAUAUCAUAAAUAGUUAAUGAAAAGUAAUUCACCUGCUCACACUUUUUUCCUGUUAUAGCCGUUGUGACUCUGUUAGUGACUGUUGCCAGUGUAGCCUUUCAUUCUCAGCAAUCGUGAUCUGAUGAGUUUUGUAUAGAAUGAUCAAUCCGUAUCAGUAGUUCCUCUUUCAAACUUUCCGAGAUAGGUUUACACAUUUGUGUAUGAAUCAACACAAAUUCCAGACUGAUCAGUGCAGUUGCUUUAAAGGCCUAUGCUGUUCAUUUGAAAUUUGAAAUUUAUAAUUCAUUAGGUAUUACGUUUCCUCUGUUUUCUCAUCUCAAACUAUCUUUCAGUACGAUGUAUCAAACUGCGCUUAAUGAAUUUUUUGAUUUGGUUUCAUGUAAUGUCAACUGUUCUAACAAGGGUAAGAUGAUGACUUGUUAAUUGAAAUCCUCAUCCAAAAGAGACUAUUGGCAAAUAUUCAUAGCUGAAAUUGCAACGUCCUUAAAAAUGGCCAAGUACUUAAAUAUUUGCCAUUUUGAUGAAGUUGAAUUAGCCUCCCUUUUAUCGAAUGUGCAAACUACACCAUAACCAUGACCUGUGACCUGUUUGUAUAUAUUAACCGUCAUCUAUCAUAUUGCUUUGGUGCAUACCAAAUCGCUCCCGGUGAUUUUGAACAACCUGUAAUCUUUACAGCUACCUCAGCCCUAGUAGUGCUUGCUAAUGAUAGCUUAAGUACCACCUCACUUCAUACAGAGAAACCUGCCGCUAACCAGUGCUGAAUUCAUGAGAGAUUAAAUAAAAGGCAAUUUUUAUCAUGCCUUUGUGAGAGCUAAAGGCUGUCUUGUAAUGAGUUACAUCUGGCAGGUACACCUGCCAAAAACCAGAUGCCAAAUCCAUGAGGGAUGAGAUUCAAUUUUAAAAGGACUUUAAAUCAAAAAACACACAUCUAAGAGUAAGAAAACCUUCUCUACCAGUUUGAGGCAGGUCUGCAGUUACAAUACAUGGAGCUCAGGGAUAUGCAAGUCUGUUGACUGUGGUUUUAUAUUGUAGAGGAUUAACUGCAGAACGGUAGGUAUUCUUGUGCGUAAAAAUGAAGCAGCUGAGUUAAAAAUCUGAUUUUAGGAAUUCUUGAAAGCAUUUCGUCAAAAGCUACAUGCAUCAGAUUUGCAAUGGAGAGAUCAAUAGGGGCAGAUCCAGGGGAGAAAAGACUGGGUGCCUGCUCAGCCAUUUUUAUGCUGAAUUUCAAGGACUUUCGCCUAAUAAUUUCAAUGAUCUUUGUCAAAAUAGGGGUGUUGCUCCAGUUUUCUACUACUGGAUCUGUGCCUGAUCAGCAAUUUGGAUUCAGGGUAAUGAAGACAAGCCACUACUAGGGUCCACAUUCACGAAAGGAAAACUCUACUUGUCUAGGUGUUGUCAACAUCUAACAAUAGACUCCGCACUGGAUGAAUGCACCCUGGUGAUCAUGGAUAUGUAAUGUUAUUAAUGGUUGUCUAGUUUGUUCAUCGGUUGUGGCCAUCAUGACCAUUGAAGAACUUUUCUCGAAUAACAGUCACAUACCAAAAUUUAAUUGAAAUCAGUGUUACAGGGUUGUCAAAGCGCCCUGCAAACGAACGAGACAGUUUUUUGCAAUCAUGAUUGAAUGCAACAAAAAUCACUAGUUUGCGGUGUUAUGUGGGGUUGACAUUGAGAACGGUUCAGAAUCAAACAGCCCCUUUUGUUUUGUUCUCAAAAUGACCGGCGAAAAAUGGGCUUUUUCUGUUGUUUGCAUUUUCCACAAUGAUUUACUAAUAAGGGAAAGUGUGGCAUUAUUUGAGAAAUGUUCUAUAUUUACCUCCAUUCUUGUUUUAAAUUUGAAUCGGAAUACUGCGUUGAUUGUCCAUAUUGUUCAUCACAUGCCACUGCUUGACCACUCUCUGUUUGCCUGUGUCUUGAGAAAAAAACACCUCUAAAUUGGAAAAAGGAAGGUUACGUAAAGGUUUGGUGAAUCCAUAUAAAAGUCUGUGUUUAGGUUAACUGUCAAGAGUAACAGGGUCAGCAAUGUGUACUCGUCUUACAGAGCCUGAAAAACUGCAAGCCUGAUAUCAAUGCCAAUGAUAUGUAGCACCUGAAUAGCUAGCUAUGCUCAAGAAUAAAUAAAGACUACACUUUCUCUUGAUCUCUGUGAUAUUUAGUUAAGCGCACUUUUUUGUCAUCUAUUACUUUCAAAAGUGUAAUAUUGAAGUACUUAAAAGUGAUUUUUUUUGCAUUUUUUUCCUUAAAAUGUGGCUUGAAUCUUCAAAACUUCUCUAAAAUCUUAUUCAUGAAGACUCUCUUGAGUUGUCUGGUAUCUGUUGUUCUUCUCAAAAAUAUGAUAUAGAAAAGUUACUUUGUUAGUAGAAAAUUUUUAGUAUUGUGCCAUAGGCAGGGUUUAGAAGAAAGAGAUACAUUCGAUAGACAUGUUUCUGUACUUUAAGCUGUGUAACUCCAAGCUUCCAGUUCGUCAGACAGGACACAAUAUGGAUUGCAUACUCCCACACAAAACAUGGGUAGACCAAAUCUUGAUUUCACUAACAUCCAUUACAGCUGAAGAACAUAAAUUUUGGUGUUUACUUUCAAGUGAUUAGCAGUUUGGGGUAUUUUUCCCAGAAUUAUGUAUAAAAUACAGAGCUGAGUAUUGUUGAUGCAACCCUAAUUGUUGUAGAUUGUCUAAAUUCUGAAUGAUAUCAUAUAUGAUUACAAACGUGCAUGUACAUGUAAAAUAUGUUGUGAACUCUUUGAUAUUUGUGCUAGUUUCAUAGUAAACAAUUGUAUAUAGUGUAAAUGUAGACAGCUUUUAUGAAAGCACUGAAAAGGUUUAUUUCUAACUACUACCACGUGACAUUUAUUGGAAUUUUCUUUUCUUUUUAUGGCUUUCACACCUUCAGCGCCAACCACGCAGAUCAACGUGGCCCAAAUCCCCCCUCUUUGAGCUGGUUAUCGGAGUCUCAUGGAUUUCAUGACAGAACUACGGCAUCGCCAUCUUCAGGGCAAAUGAGGAACUGAAAAUACCGUUUGGUCUUUUCAGUUCCUGUCUUGCCCUGAAGAUGGCGAUGGCGUAGUUCUUUCAUGAAGUCCAUGAGACUCCGAUAACCAGAUCAAGAGGGGGAUUUGGGUCACGUAGAUCUACGUGGUUCGGCGCUGAAGGUGUUAAUGGGAAUAAGUUGUGAAGUUGCGUUUUUUUACAUGUUUUUUUUUGUGCUAUAAGUUUUUCAUGCUUUCAGACAGCAGAGCAAUGCUAGAAAUUGUAAAUUAGGCUUAGUUUUAGGCUUGUUUUGGUUAAAUCUAAGGAGGCAUUACUCUGUGCUGAGUGACCCCUAAUUGGGGCUGUCGUUUGGAACGACCUACAUUCGUAUAUGGGAAUUAAUAUAUCAUCAGUCAUGAAGUAAAGUUGAAAGAGGCUCCUGACUGAUUAACUACUACAGACCUCUUUGUCUACCUGUAUCUAUCAGGAACGAGCCAGUGCAAGCUUUCAUGCUCCUUCUUUAUAUUAAAUGAUGUAUAGGCUUACUAUAGGACAGUUACUAUUAUCUGAGGCUUGAGCCUUGACUUAUGUUUUGUUAGGGAUGUUUCCAUCUGAUUCUAGUUCAUGUUAACAAUCGAGAAAUUCAUGCAAAUAAAGUUAUUGGCAACUGGA
Messenger RNA from Lineus longissimus, 8033 nucleotides. Its product is annotated as glycogen phosphorylase, muscle form-like. Lineage: Eukaryota; Metazoa; Nemertea; Pilidiophora; Heteronemertea; Lineidae. Gene Ontology annotation, molecular function: glycogen phosphorylase activity; pyridoxal phosphate binding. Gene Ontology annotation, biological process: glycogen catabolic process. The record is from RefSeq and is a predicted model, not a curated record. Bases 77 to 2620 code for a protein of 847 amino acids. Gene Ontology annotation, cellular component: cytoplasm. The transcript is spliced from 15 exons.